Monodelphis domestica (gray short-tailed opossum) is the source of this 1997-nucleotide messenger RNA. The record is from RefSeq and is a predicted model, not a curated record. NCBI's taxonomy places the organism in Eukaryota, Metazoa, Chordata, Mammalia, Didelphimorphia, Didelphidae.
CUGACACAAACAGGGUUAAGUUACUUGCCUAGGGUCACGCGGCUAGGAAGUGUGGAGGCCAUAAUAGAACUCAGGUCUUUAUGACUCCAGGCACAGCUGUCUGAUCCAACACCUGCUGGAGUGGGGGAUUGGAUCAUCAGUUGAAAAUGCAUGAUUUGAAUAAGGAUCAAGAAAACUUCUUUGGAAUUAAUAAUGCACCUAUUACAUGUGUUGAAUAUUGUCCAGAAGUGAAUGCUAUAGUUACUAGAAGUUGGGAUCCCAGAACUCCUUGUAAUAGAGAAACCUUUUCUCAGUCAGAAAAGGUUUCCAUGCCCUCUGUUUGGAAACAGAUUAAAUGUGGGGACAGAGGGUCAGAGAAUGUUAGUCAGAGUAGAGAAGAGUCUAGUCUGAAAUACCAGAUUUGUUGCAUAUGGGCAUUUCCAAACAAACUUGGUUAUGUGUUGAGCUCUAUUGAAGUCGGAGUGGCAGUUGAAUAUUUGGAUCCAUGUCCCGAGGUUCAGAAGAAAAAUUAUGCAUUCAAAUGUCACAGACUGAAGGAAAAUAAUAUAGAGCAGAUUUAUUCUGUCAAUGCCAUUUCCUUUCAAAACAUUCACAAUACAGUUGCUACAGCUGGAUCUGAUGGAUUUGUUAAUAUUCAGGAUCCAUUCAAUAAGAAACGAUCGUGUCAAUUCCAUCAGUAUCCCAGUAGCAUAGCAUCACUUGCCUUCAGUAAUGAUGGGAACCCAUUUGCAAUAGCAUUAUCAUAUAUGUAUGAAUGGAUGUCACUGAACAUCCUGAAGAUGGUAUCUUUAUUUGCCAAGUGACAGAUGCAGAAACAAAGCCCAAGGAAACAAGGAAAAAGGUUUGGAGUGAUUUGCCCAAGACCUCAGAAUGAAGAAAAGAAGCCACACAUGGCCACAAGGACAAUAAUUAAGGCUUAACUUUAUGUUCCCUACUUCUCCUGUUUACCUAACUUGAAACUUUCUGACAAUAUAUGUCUGUUGAACAAUACUUAAUAGUACUAUAAAAAUCGAUUUUUAGCUAAAAAGAAAAUAGAGCUUUAAGGCUUAUAAAGUGAUUUUUAAAGUGAUACAUUAUAUGUGUAUAUGUUCAUAUACACACAUACAUAUCUAUAAAAUAUAUAAUUGCUAGUUAUCUUCACAACUCUGUGAGGUGUUAUUAUUCUUUUAUUCCCAUUUUUCAGAUGUGGAAACAGAGGCAAACAGAGGGUAAGUGCAUUGCCCAGGGUUAUACAGCUACUAAGAAGCUAAAGUAGAAUUUAAACUCGUCUGCCCAGAGUCUUCUCUACAUUGCAGAAUAAUAUUCACUCUAUCAUUUCCCCAGUUUCUCAUCACUCCUAUUUUUUCAUUCAUAAUGCUUUAAUUUUAUGGACACAAGCUGAAUUUACACACACAUAUCAUGGAUAGAUCUAUAAAUGUCUACUUUGCAAUGAAAUGUAGCUCAACAACUUAACUAAAAAUAUCUUUUUUCUCAUCAAAUAAGAUGGGUCUUAUGGGGUUAAGUGGCCAAAAAAGAUACACUUUAUCUCAAAUAUUAUUCUGGGGAUUCAUCUGUGUGGUGUGGUUAAUUAUAAAACUUGGGGGCAGCUGGGUGGAUCAAUAGAUUGAGAGCCAGACCCAGAGACAGGAGGUCCUAGGUUCAAAUCUGUUACCCUGGGCAAAUUGCUUAACCUCCAUUGCCUAGCCCUUCCCAUUCUUCUACCUUAGAACCAAUACACAGUAUUGAUUCUAAGAUGGAAAGUAAGUGUUUAAAUACAUAUGUUAAAUAUAUUUAUUAAACAUAUAUUGAAAAUAAAUUAUCAUAUUAUAUAGAUCAUAUAUUAAAUAUAUUUAAAUUAAAUUUAUAUAUAUUAAAUAUAUGUAUAUAAAACUUCUUUCUCUGACUUCUUCACUUCUACUUUCAAAGAUAUAACAAAGUUUCAAUAAUGUCUAUGUGGGUACUUGUGGGGGAAAGUGUUUGAGAUACUGUGUUGCUCUCUUUUCCCCACCCCCUCUGUC